Molecule: messenger RNA, 2214 nt
Organism: Bathycoccus prasinos
Lineage: Eukaryota; Viridiplantae; Chlorophyta; Mamiellophyceae; Mamiellales; Bathycoccaceae
Product: periodic tryptophan protein 2
Exons: 2
Coding region: 1-2214 (737 amino acids)
Biological process (GO): ribosomal small subunit assembly; maturation of SSU-rRNA from tricistronic rRNA transcript (SSU-rRNA, 5.8S rRNA, LSU-rRNA)
Cellular component (GO): Pwp2p-containing subcomplex of 90S preribosome; small-subunit processome
Molecular function (GO): protein binding
Source: RefSeq, a predicted model, not a curated record
AUGAUUCAACGUGUUGAAAAGAUUAUAGGAGCAAAGUACAGUGGUGGUAACAUCUUGUUGAACAAUGGCCUGCUUUAUUUCAGUGUAGGAAAGUAUAUUUCCAUAUAUGAUCACGUGAAUUUACGCUCAGAAGUGUUGCAAACUUCGAACUCUACAAAUAUUUCAAUUUUGUCCACGAGCUCUUGUGGUAAAUUCCUCUUGAUUGUGGAUUUCCUUGGUAGUAUUUUUAUUCUGAACCUUCAAAAGAAAACGACGAUCACGAAAAUAAGCACCAGGGAGCGUGUUCUUGAUGCUAAAUUUAGCACCGGAUCUAAGUUUUUUGCUGUAGUCAAACAAGGUAAAGUUGACAUUUGGUCAUUGCAACUUGUUGGGUUGAGUUUUCAGAAAGUCAGUCUAUUCAAAACUUUUGCAAUUCCGUUUUUUCAUACAGAAAAUAAUCGUAGCCUAAGCUGGAGUUCAGAUGAUAGUUGCAUUGUUUUAGGCUGUGAAGAUUACACUUGUAGAAUUUUUGAACUGCGAAAUCAAGCUGGCGAGGAUAAAGCUGAAGUUCUGAUUGGCCAAAAGGAAUAUAUAAUAGACACCCAUAUGAGUAAUGACAUGUCAACUACCUAUUGUGUUACAAGGAACGGAACGUUGGGAACGUGGCAAAAAAUAAAGGGAAAAUGGAGAAUGGAAGAAGUUAAAAAAUUAAAUUCCGUUUCGCUCGCAUCAUCUUCAUGCUUCAAUAGAAAGAACGCACUUUUAGUUGUUGGUUUUGGCAGCUUUUUCCUACUUUAUGAUAUUCACCUCCACAUGCAGCUUCAGAAAAUUGCACUCGAUCAUCUUAGCCUAAGUUCUUGCAAUUUUAGUGGCAAUGGUGAAGUCAUAUUGUUUGGUUCUGACCGAAAUGGACGAAUAUCUCUAUGGGAAUGGAAGAAGGAGUUGAUGAUAUUCACCUAUGAGGGCCAUCAGCAAAAUAUCCGAACUUGUGCUUUUUCGAGAGAUGGUUCUUUGAUUGCUACUGGGUCGGCAGAUUGUAAUGUGAAGGUUUGGAAUCAUAAUUCUGGAGAUUGCGUUUCGACAUUCUCUGACCAUUUAAUGCCAGUAACGGCAGUUACUUUUACAACUGCAAAUCAUAUCGUCAUUUCUGCAAGUCUUGAUGGAACAGUUCGAGCUUUUGACCUUAUUCGUCAUCGUAACUUCAGAAUUCUUGUUGGGGAUGAAUCUGGACAAUAUAGUUGCCUCGCUGUCGAUAGUAGCGGCGAUAUGAUAUGUGCCGGGACGUGUGACACCAGUAAGAUAUUUCUAUGGUCGCUAAAAUCAGGAAGGCUUCUUGAUGUGUUUGUUGGGCAUGUAGCACCAGUCUCAGGUCUACAUUUCAACCACUCAAACUCUACAUUAAUUUCUGGUUCAUGGGACAAAAGUAUUCGAUUUUGGGAUAUUUAUGAUGGGAGAAAAAAAGAAACGGAAGUGAUUUCACUUUUAAGUGAUGUUACCUGUCUCGAUUUGAAUUCUUACAAUUCACAUUUGGCCGUUUCAAGUAUUGAUGGGAACGUCUCUAUUAUUUGCUCGAGGACAAUGGAAAUAAUUUCUUCAUUUGAUGCAUCCCAAGACAUAAAUGGAACUCAAGAAGAUCAUUAUGAUACAAAUAUACACACACUCGCUUAUAAUAUGGAUGGUGAACUACUUUUGGCUUGCUCUUAUUUUCAUAUGUAUACGUUCGAAAGUAAGGGUUACACACUCUUAAGACGUUUCGCUGCGGGGAAUUGGAUUCAAAUGGAAAAUUUAUGCAGCAGCACUUCUCAACUCAUAUUUUCAGCCAAGUGCUCCCCAGUGAAGCAAUGCUGGGCUGCUUCUACCUCAAAUGGUCUAUAUUUAUUUGCAGAAGAGAAUUUUCGGAAAGCUUUGUUUGAAGUAGCUAAACAGAGUAAAUGCAACAAUGUGAUUGAGAUGAUAGCAACAGGUUCAUAUUAUGAAGCUGUAUCAACUGCACUCGGGCUCAAAUUAGACUUUCGCGUAUUGCAAUCGAUUUUGUAUAGUAUUCCGCAGAGAAGUGUAGGAAAUGUUAUCAAAAUGUUAUCUCAAGAACACCUUGUGUUACUUUUGGAAGUGCUUCAAUCUUGUCUGGCUGGGAGUAAACACUUGACAAUUACUCUUAGUUGGCUUCAUAGAAUCUGCCUCACUCGAUGCGAAGUCAAGUGUCAGAUUUACACCAUAUGGAGAGUUGGAAUAUAA